AACAGAGGGUGUGCUGGCAGCGGUGACAACAGGGGACAGUGGAAGGAACGCAGGGUCCCCGAGGCUGACCCAGGGAGCCGUCGCCGAGUUCCCACCAUGGACAGCAGGGUGUGGGGUGCCCGCGUCCUCUGCUUGCUGGGCCCCUUGCCGAUUGUCCUGGGCCACGUGCACCCAGAAUGUGACGUCGUCACUCAGCUGAGAGAGGAUGAGCGAGCAUGUCUACAAGCUGCCGAAGGGAUGCCCAACUUCACCUUGGGCUGCCCCAGAAUCUGGGACGGGCUGCUGUGCUGGCCGACGGCGGGCUCCGGCGAGUGGGUGAGCCUCCCCUGCCCAGCUUUCUUCUCUCACUUCAGCUCGGAGCCAGGGGCGGUGAAGAGGGACUGCACCAUCGUAGGCUGGUCAGAGCCCUUCCCGCCUUAUCCCGAGGCCUGCCCUGUGCCCCUGGAGCUGCUGACUGAGGAGAAAUCCUACUUCUCCGUGGUGAGGAUCGUCUACACCAUGGGCCACAGCAUCUCGGCCGCGGCCCUCCUAGUGGCCAUCAUCAUCCUGGUUGCUUUCAGGAGGCUCCACUGCCCCAGGAACUACAUCCACACCCAGCUGUUCAUCACCUUUAUCCUCAAGGCGGGAGCUGUGUUCCUGAAAGACGCCACCCUCUUUCACCACGAGAACACGGACCACUGCAGCCUCUCCACUGUAACAGUUCUGUGCAAGAUUUCUGUGACCACCUCCCAUUUCGCUACCAUGACCAACUUCAGCUGGCUGCUGGCAGAAGCUGUGUACCUGACCUGCCUCUUAGCCUCCACAUUGCCCAGCACGAAGAGGGUCUUCUGGCGGCUGGUUUUCGCUGCCUGGGGGCUUCCUCUGCUCUUCACCGGCAUGUGGGUGGGUUGCAAGUUGGCCUUUGAAGAUGUUGCGUGCUGGGACCUGGACGACAGCUCCCCCUACUGGUGGAUCAUCAAAGGACCCGUCGUCCUCUCUGUUGGGGUGAACUUUGGGCUUUUUCUCAAUAUUAUCCGUAUCCUGCUGAGGAAACUGGAGCCAACUCAGGGCAGCCUCCACACCCAGCCUCAGUACUGGCGUCUCUCUAAGUCAACGCUUCUCCUCAUUCCACUGUUUGGAAUUCACUAUAUCAUUUUCAACUUCCUGCCUGACAGUGCUGGCCUGGACAUCCGCCUCCCCCUAGAACUGGGACUGGGCUCUUUCCAGGGCUUCAUUGUUGCUAUCCUGUACUGCUUCCUCAACCAAGAGGUGAGGACUGAGAUCUCACGGAGAUGGCACGGCCACGAUCCUGAACUUCUGCCAGCCCGGAGGACUCAUAUCAAGUGGACGACGCCUCCACACUCGAGGGUGAAGGUGACUGUUCACGUGCCCUCACAUCCCCGGGCCGGGGAGCCUUUCACCGGGACACACUCUGGGGAGUGAAAGCUGUGCCAGGCCGGCCGAUGUGCCUUUUCUUAACGUGACAGAGUGGUUCCAGAUUGCGCUCCAGAACUGCCAGCGAGAUCUCCACUCCCACCAGCAGCUCCACCAACACUUGGCAUUACCCAGCUUUUCAAUGUUUGCAAGUCAAAUGGGUGUACGGUGACAUCUCCUUGUUUAAAUUUACAUUCCUCUGAUAACUAAUGAGCGAGCAUCUCUUCUCUUCUCGUGCCUGUUAGCCUUUUAGGUUUGUCCUUCUGGAAAAUGCUCAGAUCUCUCUCUUUUCUUUUCUCCAGCGUGGAGGUUCCUCAGGUCUAGGUUUUUCUCUUAUGUCUUCUCCUUUGCCUGCCCUCCUGUGUCCCCAGCCUGCUUCUUCCUCCCACGUCCUCUGCCCAAGUGCUGCCCCCGAAGCAAUGCAGCAUGCUUUUCUUCCUUUAGUCUCAAAUCAGAAAAGUCGUUCAUCCUAUUUGCAGGGCAUUUGGGAGAUAUACAAGGGAUUUUAAAAGAAAAUAAAAAUCAGCCACUGGGCACUUCCCUGGCGGUCCAGUGGUUAACACUUUGCCUUCCAAUGCAGGGGUACAGAUUCCAUUCUUGGUUGGGGAGCUGAGAUCCUACAUGCCUCACAGCCAAAAUCCAAAACGUGAAACAGAGAAGUAUUAUAACAAAUUCAGUAAAGACCUUAAAAAAUGGUCCAUAUAAAAAAAAAGUCAUUAAAUUAAGAAAUCAGUCAUAAUCUCAUUACCCAAAGACAAUAACCACUGAUAUUUUUGUAUGUCUCCUAAAAGAUUUUUCUCCUCUGCUUCUUGAAACAUCUCGAGAUCAUGAUAUGUUCAUAGAUUUGUGUUAUUUCUUAUAUUUAAAAUAAACAUAAAUGAUAUAUAAAAAUGGACAAUAAGCACAUGAAAAGAUGCUCAAUGUCAUCAGUCAUUGGGAAGAUGCAAAUCAAAACCACUCAGUAGAGUGGCUAAAAUG
Messenger RNA from Odocoileus virginianus texanus, 2391 nucleotides. The record is from RefSeq and is a predicted model, not a curated record. NCBI's taxonomy places the organism in Eukaryota, Metazoa, Chordata, Mammalia, Artiodactyla, Cervidae.